CAUCACUACAAUACAAAAGACGAAGCGCAGUUCUGUAAAGCGAGAGUUUCGUUUGCUCGUGAUCGAAAGUAGCUCUAGUUUCUCGCUAGAGGCAGAUGCGGCAGUUGUUGUUUGAUUUUAUUAGCCAGCAACGUUUCUUUUCCAUGUAUACGGGAUUCCGAGAGGUCAUUCAUUUUUGGAUAAUCUUCCACCACCCAUAGAGUCCCGGAUUCGAGUGGGCAGCGAGCUAGUAAGUAGUUGAACGGGACAAAUCACAGUACAUGUACGUCUGUCUCUCUCCGCAAACAAGUCUUCUUCGAUCGAGCGCCCACACUGAUUGGAGCAAGCACAGUUGGGUGCCGCGGCUAUUCCGUUGAGCAGCUCUGUCAGCGAAGAAAGGAAAACAUUCCCGUGACACUAGCCCGGAGGAUCCAGUCAUAGCCUGUUCACACUGUCCGCGCCAGUUCUGGGCAGUGGCACUAGAUCAGCUACCACCCGUAUACUACAGUAUACCUACCCUACUCUUCACUUGAGCGUGGAUGACCGGUCGAUCGCUCCUCUUCGUGGGACGAUCAGUACGACUCACUCUCGUAGAUCGAUCUACUGACCGCGAUCAGCAGCGUGAGGCAGUAGAUGACUGGAUCGCUAGCGGGUGAACACGCAUUGUCAGGUCACCGUGCUCACUGCACUCAUAACUGCAUCAGCCAAGCACCAUCUUGUGUACAUGUGACUUUCAAUGUCUUAUGCGGACACUGUUAUGAAUCUGAUCAGCUCACCGCUGCCAAAAUAUGGGUAGCAGCGAGUAGUCACGGCAAACUGAGAAGAUUCUUUAGCAGUACUGGCAAAGUAGCUCAACGGCUCAUUCCUGACGGUGAAACGAGCUCAAGGAACCUAUCUGUGGUGCUUCUCUGACUGGACAGACAGGGGUAGAGGUGGCCAGGAGAGCUGCACAGGAGGGCUAUCAAGGAGAGCCAUCCACAGGCUGUAGUGAUCAGGACGCCACCUUGAGGCCCGACUGGGACAACAACCGGGCACGUUGCCCAGAAAACAGCAACCUAGAGGGGUCCUGCUGCGUGGAUAUCUGAGGGCAGCACCACAGACAGCCCCUGGAACACACUCGUACUGGGUACACAAACACACCGGCUCACCGCCAGGGACAGCACCAGCCAGGUCACUGCCAGGGACAGCACCAGCCAGGUCACUGCCAGGCACAGCACCAGCCAGGUCACUGCCAGGGACAGCACCAGCCAGGUCACUGCCAGGGACAGCACCAGCCAGGUCACUGCCAGGGACAGCACCAGCCAGGUCACUGCCAGGGACAUCACCUGCCAGGUCACUGCCAGGGGCAGCACCAGCCAGGUCACUGCCGGGGACAGCACCAGCCAGGUCACUGCCAGGGACAGCACUAGCCAGGUCACUGCCAGGGACAGCACCAGCCAGGUCACUGCUAGGGACAGCACAAGCCAGGUCACUGCCAGGGACAGCACCAGCCAGGUCACUGCCAGGGACAGCACCAGCCAGGUCACUGCCAGGGACAGCACCAGCCAGGUCACUGCCAGGCACAGCACCAGCCAGGUCACUGCCAGGGACAGCACCAGCCAGGUCACUGCCAGGGACAGCACCAGCCAGGUCACUGCCAGGGACAGCACCAGCCAGGUCACUGCCAGGGACAUCACCUGCCAGGUCACUGCCAGGGGCAGCACCAGCCAGGUCACUGCCGGGGACAGCACCAGCCAGGUCACUGCCAGGGACAGCACUAGCCAGGUCACUGCCAGGGACAGCACCAGCCAGGUCACUGCUAGGGACAGCACAAGCCAGGUCACUGCCAGGGACAGCACCAGCCAGGUCACUGCCAGGGACAGCACCAGCCAGGUCACUGCCAGGCACAGCACCCGGGUCACUGCCAGGGAACCACAUCUGGGUCAAUACCAGGUCAUCACCUAGACUAACACCCAGGUCAGCAACCGGGUCAACACCCAGGUCAACACCCAGGUCAAUACCCCAGUCAUCACCCAGGCUAGCUACGAUUUCAAUACCCAGGCUAACACCCAGGUCAUCAACCAGGUCAACCACGAGGUCAACACCCACGUCAAUACUCCGGUUAUCACCCAGGUCAACAACCAGGUCAUCAACCAGGUCAAUACCCCGUUUAUCACAACUGACAUCGACCAGAGAACUUUCAAGAGGGACACCGGAGUACCCAGGACAAAACCCAACAUACUGACCCAGGAAGCAUACCCACGGCAGCCUCGCGCAAUAUUACAAGGCACUGAUUUGGGAAACUGCCAGAAACGAAAAAACAACCCAAUACAACAUACGCAUUGAACUGAGCAGUGUACGACAGCGUCGACUCUUCUCACAUCUGCAUUACACCGAUCACAACGAAGGGCUUUUGAUGCUGAGGAGGCCGAAUGCCGAGCUAAAGACUCUGUCUACUACUAAUUGACGGCUACUUGGUGACUUGACAUCACCUCUCAUCAACGUUUACAGGAACGGGCCUUGCAAGUGAUACAGAAGCACUGGCACUGACUUUGCACUGCUGCAAUGCUUCCACAGCAACACCAGCCAACGCAAAGGCAGAGGUAUGAUCAAGAAGAGAACGGACAGCACCAGCAGCACCAACAGCAUCAUCUUCAUCCGCAGCAGCACCAGCAGCAGCCGCGACAGCAGCAGGGACAGCAGCACCAGCAGCACCAGCAGCAGCACCAGCGCCAGCAACAACAGCAGCCGCGACAGCAGCAACAACAACAGCAGGGACAGCAGCCGCAACAUCAGCGGGGACAGCAGCAGGGACAGCAGCAGGGACAGCGUCAGGGCCAGCCAACCACAGCAUCAGACCAAAACCAUGCUGUUCCGGGUUCUGCACAUUUCGGUCAGCGUCCAUGCGAAUGGAUAGGCUCUGAAGAAGCCAUCAACACCGUUUUUCUACCCCGUCAUCUGCCAGACUAUCGUGCAGAGAGCACUGAGGAUCCACUGAAAUGCAACUAUGGAGAAAGCCAGGUGUUGAGUGCGUUUGCAGAUAUCAACGCUGACAUUCUGCCUGCUAAAACCACACGUAUGCUCUAUGCAUGGAAUGAUUCAUUCCGACCCAGCACUGAUCAACUUGACAGGACAUGGCAGAACUUGGCAGUCAACGAGCGAUUGCCCGUCUAUCUACCGGCACAAAAUGCAGCGCUGACAUUCGCCGUGCUGGAAGACAACCUUGUGGAAGUCAGCGGUUACGACAUCCAAGCUGCAGCAAAGACGGUGGUAUCCGCUAAAGGCCCUUUGCUCACUGAACAACCACGACUCUCAAUUGUCCUACCAAAGGAGCAUGCAUUCUCACGGACAAUGGCUGAGCAAAUCUGCUGUCUUCAACGGCAUGUCUUCCCUGAUGCCAUGGCAACAACUGAACGUCGUCACACAGUAUUGAAGGAGAAUCGUGAAGUCAUCAGCUCAAAGUACGUCUUUGAAUGGCUCUUCUCCGCAAUGGUGGCCCUACAGGAAUCAGACACGCCAGACUCGACUGUUGUUGCCGUGCAGAAGAAAGUGAGGGAUGUUGUGACAUUUCCCAGAAGCCAUGACUCCAGCAUGCUGCCAUGGCGUCGCAAUCCAACAUGGUUUGCUGUGAAGUAUAUUCUUCAUGCUACUCUGGUCAAGGACUGUGGGUUUGUGACCGGAACGGUCCUGUACAAGACCGCUAUGCUGCGAUUCAUGACACAAUUCCUCCUCUCCAACUCACCGCCAGGAAGCAGUAAAGGCCACAACAGCAAGGCCAAGGAUAGCAGCAACAACAGCAGCCGCAGCGGUAGUGGUGCCAGCAGCCAUGGCAACAGCAUCAGCGGUAGUGGUGCCAGCAGCCACAGCAACCACGGCAGCAGCAGUAUCAGCACGGACCUGCUGCAUCAGAUGCUAUGCAAAGUCAGCAAUCGCAUCCACAAACUGUCAUGUCUACUGGAGACUGCAGACCUGCCAGAUGGUAUGCUUGAGAUGUGUUUGCGACAGAUCAGUGUUUCCAUGACAACUGUCACCAACAUAAGUUCUACACUGCGUGUUGAUUGGAAGAAGCACUGUGCAUCACUGGAGUCCACAGCUAAAUUGGAUACCAUUGCAGCUGCUCCGGUUGAUGAGCAAUCAACUGUUCUGUCCCUGAGUGCAUCACGUGCCAGGAUCUCCAGGCUGCUUGGAGGCAACACGCCUAAGGUUGACAUUAUCCGCGGAGCAAUGGACCAGCAUGGCGAUGGCAGUGACUUGUCAAUGGCAGGCAUCAGCUCUCCUGAAGGCAGUCACAUUGGUCUACAUGCCUUUGAAGAACAGAUACUCAGGCGGUGGCAGCAGCGGAAACUGCAACCAAUGUCGACGGCAGACUGUCUGCGCAAGAUGAUGAGCUACACGAGUGCAACGGCUAAGAUCUAUGAUAAACCGGAUGCGAUAGCCCAAAGUCGUCGUCUCCUAGUGGCCUCCGUUCUCAUGGCAAUGUGUGACAUGUCAGCGACAUCUGAUCAUCCGUUGCUUCUCCAGCACGGAACUGAUGUGAACAUGGAACCACUACGCAACAUCCUGACAACCACGCCGCUGGAGAUGGAAAUUCUACACGAGGUGGAAGCAUACUACGGUGAUCGUUCUCUAAACGCAACACAGAAUACUGGGCCACUGCAACCCGGUGUGACCAGCAACUCUCUCUCCGUGCAAUACUUCAAUACACAACGUGAGAUGAAAGAACGUCUUGAGCAGCUCAUCGUCCAAGAUGAGCUGAAGGAGGAGGUGCACAGAACGGCUGUCCAGAACGCCUUGGAGAAGAUGAGUGAGGAUGAGCGGCGUCAUAGCAGAAUGAGCUGCCAGCACGAAUACGAAUGGAAUAGCGACUACACGGUGCAAACAGAAAACCACUAUUAUUGGCGCUGCAACAAGUGUACGCUGGAUAGAGAACUGGAUGGAAGAACGCAUCAGAUCUUUGAGCGUCUUCUUCCUCCCGAGCAGCCGUACAGGAAAGCCGCUGUGUUUGAGCUGUGUAUUCCCAGCAAUAUCAGCAGCUGGCGAGACUGCACUCUCGUUUUCAACGAGCACUUUCUCUUGUCUGUCUCAUUCAAGAAGGACACACCGUCUUCAAAACGGGAAUGGGUCGAACGCUUAUCCGGCUCAUCAGCUAAAGGAAAGGUGACGCUCGGGAGCACAAAUGUACCUUUCCUGAAUGCUCACUACUCCAGCAAGGGACUACGGAAUGAACACUGGCAGGAGUUUGUGAAGCCGUGCAACAUGAACUGCACUCUGGCUAAGGACAGCAAGGUGAUGCAGGUUCCAUAUUGUCAUAACGAUGACAUACGCAAAACCUGCACUCUUGACCACAGCAAUGGCCAGCUGCAGCAAUACAUCGAUGUGACAACGCACCAGCAGAGUGAUGUCAUCGCCAAACAGAAUGUCUGCCCGGAAUUCUUCAGCCUGCGCGAGUUCAUCACAUUCGGCAGUGUGCGUGCUGGACAGCGUCUUCAGUGGUACAACAUACUACGGGGUAUUCACCAGCGAACACUGCUACUACAUCGUGUGCAGGUUGUACAGCUUAUUGCACAGAGUGUAUGGCAGGCAGAGUCCAAUGAGGAACAAACCAUACUUCGUGAUGCCCAUCAUCCCUGUCAGGAUACCGCUUUCGUGGCAGAGUUCAGCCUUGAAUUGCGCACAGUACUCGGCAGUGUCAAGGGCAACUGGGCCAACUAUUGGUCUUUGUGUAGCGUUGUUCUACUGGCUAACCGCUUGCUAAGCUUGUACUUGACACAUGCACGUGCUGGGCCAGAACAGACUACCAUCUCCGCACUGUACACCAUCUUGGCGGAAUGUCGCCAGGAAGCUGUGAUAUGGCUGGAUAAAAUUCGUGCCCUGAUGGAGCAAGUCGAGGAUGAUUCAGCCGGUAACCUGCAAGAGGCUGCUGCUCACAUUGCAACGUUUGGUACGUUGACCUAUCAACACAGCGUUGAUCUGGACGGACACGACGCGAGAGCACUAUUCAACUGGCUGAAGUUCGUCACUGACCUCCAUGCUAACACAGUGCUGAAUCAAAGUCGAGCUCAGGGCUUCUUGGAUCAUCUUACUAAGCAAACAUUACGUAUUGCAUUCAACAACCACUCCUCCUUUAUCGCGAUCAUCAAGGACAGGAUGAAUAGCGAAGGCAGAAAUCCAGAAUUCGAGAACUUCAUCUCAGACUUCUACAUGCCUGGCAUAUCUGCUUUAAGCUAUAGAAUCCAUGAUGAGGAUCAGCUCUGGAUCAGCUGUAAGUGGAAGCAUGGACAUGAAGAGGAGUUUGUUCAAUUUGACCUGCGAGAAGGCAAAUGUUGGAUCAACGGAUUGCCGCCGGGAAGAUUGUCAACAGACAUCACCAGGUCGGAACUGUUCAGUCGACAUUUCAAGGCAACCGUCUUUGUCGUCAUGUCCUGCACCAGUCCACAGGGUCAGAUAGCGCAGGCAACAGGUGCCUUGGCAGCAUGCUCAGUGGACAACAUUGGCAAUGACUCAUCACCGGAGCAAGUUGGACCAUUCCUGUUUGCAAGACAUAAUCGCCUUGGCAGGAAACAGCUGUGCGUGUAUGAAUGCCGUGCCGAUGGUCGCGAAUUGUUGCUACUUGAUCCGUCUUGGUUCUCAGAUGGCAAUGCAUUUGACCUACCAGCGUUGAUGGUGGAUGAACACAGCUUCUGGUUAGAUAUCCACACUCACAAGAUCUACCUGCGCCCAGUGUACUUCAGGGACAAGAACUUUGCUGACGUAGACCGUUGUGAGUACAUUCUCAAGUUCAGCAAUGGUCGACUGUGCGUUUGUGAAGGUGCAUCCGUCGGCGUGUCCCCAGCAUCCACUCUGCUCAGUCUAACAUCCUCAGUUGGUGAAUCAGUACUGGAAGUGAUGCUGCGUAUUGAACUUGCCAAGUACAUUGAAAUCUGGUUGGAUGUGGAGGGGACGGUUCGUGUCCGUUUGCCGCGUCUUGGUUUGUCAUUCUUCAUCUGCAAUGAAGCCGACGGAUCGGUGGUGUUUAAAAGUGGUGACUACAUUGGCUGGAGUGUGGAUAGUGAUCAAAGUCUUGGUGGUACUCUACUCGGCCUGUCAACCGGUUUAGUUCUGGUGUCUAACAAGAGUGAGAAAUCCGAGCAGCGCUGUUUACUCUUACCACAUGGUCUACCAGUGUAUGGAUCUGCUGCUGAUGAGUCUACAAAUCAGCAUGCAAUUGUCAAAAUCCAACUUGAGAAAUUGUAUGAGCCAAGGAUGUUCCGUUUUGCCAUCCGACCCGACCUGCAGCAAUUGAAAGCUCCGGACAGCCGCUGUGCCUGGUUCUACCUGUCUUUGUUGCACGCCAUGACAUCAUUCGUCCAGCCAGACCCAUUCACUGAAAUGACUGGUAUGGAAAUGGCCAUUCUUAUACUCCAGUCAGCACGUUGUUGGUCAUGUGAUCCACUUGAUGAUACAUCCUUACUGUGGUUGUACCACACUGCACAACUAUCACCAUCUCGUCACUAUUACCCUGAGCACAUGGAAGUGAUGCAAACUGUCCAAUGGCCAGCUCAUCUACCAUCGUAUUGUGCAAGCGAUGCGUAUAUUCUAUUAGUGGACAAGAUCAUCAGCAACAGUAAGACUGUCUCAUUUCUUCACACUCAGGGUACAUCGGAAGCACGGGACAAGCUGCUGAAGUCCAUAGACCAUCUUUCAAAGAGGCCUCUGAACAAGAUGAGCUACACUUGGAGUCGUAACAACCUGCCAUUACUAGCUCGUCUUCAAGAAGACAAAGACGUGGCUUGUGCUUCUCCCACACCAGCAUUUGACCAUGUUCCAGCUCUGCACAAAGAAACAUGGGAAACAACAUGGAGGCUGGUGACUAGAAGUGGAGCAGCUAUGGCGUUCACAGCAGACAUCAUUGAUGAAGAACUACGUACACGAGCUGACAGCUGUAUGGAUGGCGAACAGAAAAAGUUCCGAAAAGGCAUCGAGCGUCUGUUCCUUUUGACUUGCAAGAGCUGGUCAGGAAUUGAUUUGUGCAGUGACUUCAUAGCACUUCAUGAACACAUUGACAGCUGUAAGGAAACUGUGGCUGAGCGUAUUCGACUGGCACUCAUGUUUUCACUAUGGACGUACGAAGGCAAGCAGAGUAGACUUUCCUUGCUCAUACUGGCAGCUCUUGCAAACUCUCGCGAGACAACAGAGCCCCCCGGACUGCGUCAGUUCCCAUCGCCGCAUGCUGUCCAGCCACCUGCCUCACACGUCUUCACGGCCAAAAUUAAAUCUUUUGAGGAUUUCUGCUCGUCCCGAGGUCUGGACAAACCCAGUGCCCAUGCCAGCAGUGUAACAGUGAGGAGCUACCAGGAACGACGCAGUCAGCUUGAGCAGCGGUAUGACUCAGAUAAGGCAACGCUGAAUGGCUGCAUUAGCCAAGACGUUGUGUUUGCCGGCAAUCUACUUAGCAAUGGUCCUUACUUUGACACCUACCAUAAGACCUCUUCUGCUUCACUACCAAUGGUCUUUCAAGUGUCGCAAGAGCACUUGUUUAAACGUGGAUACGAGUAUCGCAAUGAUUUUGCCGCUCGCCUCACGCACGCCAACUCCUCCAAGGUCCUGCAGCGCUACGCAGAGCUCAUGUCUGCCUCGGUGCAGGUGAUGGAGGUGACGACACCGCCUGCCGUGUUGGACCGCUUGGAACCUGACUCACAGGAACGCCAUCAAGAUUACUGUAGACUGCUUAGUAUCACGAUGCCGCCGGCCCCGCAUAGCCAAGACCGCAGUAGUAGCAGUACAGGUGAAGCACCCGGGCCGGUUGCCAUCAAACAGAACCAGCAGCCACACAGGGAUGGCGCCAACGAGCUGAGGGAAGUUGAACGGCUUCGAGAGCAGCUCCAAACCCCGCAACAGACGUCAGGAGGACAACGCAAUCCGAUCAUCGAUGAUUUCUCACACGAUCUGAAAAUGAGCCUCCAGGAUCUACGGCACCAUCCAUUGCCAAAGGUGGAGGCCAGUGGCAAGCGUGACAAUGACCAGUUCUUCUUCCAAAGCCUGAGACACAAGGAGAAGCUGCACGACAAGACAAGGAAGCAAGUGCAGCGUGCCGUGGACAGCAGCUAUGCUAGGCUCGAUUCCCAGAAAGCCAUGCACUCAUGCGGCCUGCUACUGCGCUGUCUCCCGCUGGCUCUGCUGCCACAUCUGCUGAGCAAGGUCCCGACAGUGCAAGGCCUUCUCAACAUCACCAUUGAUCAGGUCACAAGAAAGUGCAUUGUGCACUGGGCAGUGGAUAUGGUGAAUGUCCUGCGCUGGUCCCGCCUGAUUCGUCUUCACAAGAACGACCAACUGGACAUGUUGCAAAGAGAGCUAUCUAAUGAGCCGCACGCAAAUUGGGCUCCGCUCCAUCACGUGGAGUGGCUUCUCUUUGAGUUAGAGAAUGAUGCGUGCAUCUGGAAGAGACAAGUCGAUGUGGCCGUGCAAAUGAUGAACCCAUCAAGUUGCCUCGGCAUGGAGCAGCAAGACCACCAAGGCGAGCAGCUAUACGAACAGCAGCAGCAGCAGCAGCAGCAACAGCAGCGGCAGCAGCAGCAUCAUGAUGAUGUCAAGCUUGAAGAGAAGGCACAGAAUCAACUGCAUGCUGUGAUGCAGUUGAACAUGGGUGAAGGCAAGACUAGUGUCAUUUUACCAAUCAUUGCUGCUGAACUUGCAGACAGUGAGUCAUUGGUCAGAAUCAUCGUCUUGACUUCACUUCACAACACCAAUAUCAAUCAGCUUGUCUUCAAACUCGGUGGACUGCUCAACCAUCGUGUCUACUCUCUACCGUUUCGACGUGACAUCCCACUGAGUGAGGGUGACGCUGGCAGACUGAGGGAUUUCUUGCAGGUUGCUAGGCAACGGCGUGAUGUCAUGGUGACGGUCCGUGAGCACUUGUUGUCAUUGCAGAUCAAGCAUCAGGAAGCCUGCUUUAAACGCAACACCCAACUAGCAAGGAUAUUAAGCAAUCUGAUGAACGAUCUGCAUGUGUAUGCGCGUGACAUCAUUGACGAAGCGGAUGAAGUUCUGCAUCAUCGUUUUCAGCUCAUCUACCCACUCGGUGACUCUUCGCCACCAGAUGGCAAGGAGCUGCGUUGGGACGUGGCUGAACUUGUGUUGGAAGCUGUGAAAGUCUGCAUGCCUGCGAUCAAAGACAGGUUCAAGGAAGCCGUCACCUACACAAGCAAACAGGCGCAUGAAUUUCCGUUUGUGCGCGUCCACGAUUCCCCUGAGCAAGACCCGCUGUACAAGGCGCUUUGUGAAGCACUGGUAGACUACAUAUUUAGUGGCCGGGGGCGUUUGACAAAGCCCGACUUCAUGAAUGCAUUGACAAAGGCUACACCCGAGCAAAGAGAGCAGCUGAAACAGCUACUACAAACUCACAACCUUUCGAAAAUUGGUGCAGAUAUGUUCCGCAGCAUGCCCGAUAAGAUGACAUUGACAAUGCUGAUUCUGCGUGGUCUCCUGGCUAGCGGUGUCCUGUUGCUUGCACUGAAGAAGAGAUAUCGCGUUGAGUACGGUUUAAUGUCCACCACUCAACGCGCAGUGUCCAGCAGCAGCAGCAGCAGCAGCGGUGGCAACAACAGUGGCUCUGGCAGCAGCGAUAGCAGCAGCGGGAACAGCAGCGGCAACAGUGGCAGUAACAGACCCUCUGGGAGCAGCGGCAGCAGUGGCUCUGGGGGCAGUGAAAGUAGCAGCGGAAGCAGCAGCAGCAACAGCAACCCUGUUGUUAAUCGCCUGAUCCGAAUGGCCGUGCCUUUCCGUGCCAAAGAUGUGGCGGCAGAGCGUACCGAGUUUGGACAUCCGGAUGUUGCAAUUGUCCUCACUCUGCUCAGUUACUAUCAACACGGCCUGACUGAUGGUCAAAUCAAUACGGUCUUAGACAAGUUGGAUCACAGGGCCGCCAAGAAAGAAAUCUACAACUCAUGGGUGAAUGUUGCUGACGGUAACUCAGUGGAUGAAAGCAUACGAGAGUUUGACAGCAUAAAUCGCCAGGAUCCCCUGCAGAUGAAUAAUCUGGUGUAUCCGUUUCUGCGCUAUCACAUGGAUGCCAUCAACUUCUUCGUCAAUCUUACCAUUUUCCCCAGCGAGGCAAAGGAGUUUCCCCGGAAGCUGAUAGCCAAUGGUUGGUCAAUGACAUCGAGCAGUCGAGAGCGGUGUGUGACGGGUUUUAGUGGAACAAACGACACCCGUCAUUUGCUGCCAGGCUCCACAAAGCAACAGGACCUGCCACAGUUGAAGCAUACCAAUGCAUACGUGUGCAGCCUCUUACUGAGAAAGUGUAACAAUCGCUACAAUGUCCUGCCAGAAGACUGUAACGGACGCGCUCUGCUCACUGCUAUUACCGAGACAUCAUCUGGACGGAGACCGGCUACAACAACACCACCAUUAGCAACAGCAACAGCCAGCACCACCGUGAUAUCACCCAAUGAAGCAUCAUCAGCCAAUGCAACGGGUACAGUGCAGCCGAGAGCAGCAGAAGACGUACGGCGGAGAGAAGACACAGCAAUGAAAGCAGGGUUGUCACCAACAGCAGCAACAACAGCAGCAGCAGCAGCAGCAGCUGAACCUGAAGGCAUGGUGACAGGAGCCCUGAAGAUCAAAUCUCCACAAAAAUCAAGAGCAGUGAAAGCAGGUCCGAUCAACACUAUUAUCGACGCAGGUGCAGUUGUGCUGGAUUUGAGCAAUGAAGAGUUUGCAAAGCAAUGGCUCAAGCAGCGCACUGACAAAGAAGCAGUUAUCUACUUUGACACGGCUAAUCAAUUACGUGUGCUAGACCGUCGUAGUCACAGUGCAUGUAAACUGGAACUGAGUCCCUACGCCAGCAAUCUAAGUGAAUGUCUCGUCUACUUGGAUCAUGCUCAUUGCAGAGGUACCGAUCUUCAAAUGGUCGAUGAAACGAGAGCGGCAGUCACUCUGGGAAAGAACCUUCGUCGAGAUGAGUUUGUACAGGCGUGCAUGCGUAUGCGACGCUUGCGAAGCACACACUCGGUCAGCUUCUGGGCUCCACCAGAAAUCGACCGUCAGAUCCGGCAGCUGUGUAUGCUUUCUCCGGCAUAUGAUGUAGAGCACAAGCAUGUUGUACAGUGGUGUUUUCACAACAGUAUUUCAGCAACAGAGGAUAGUUUCUACUCUUGGGCCAGUCAGGGUCUUGCUCAUCUACAUACUGAGAAUGCUCUAGAACCGUGCCGAGCAGCUGAUGUAUCCGAUGACGUCAUUAGGAAGACCGGUAAAGAGUGCAGCUUACAAGACCGUCUAGAGCUGUGUGAGAUGUAUGGUCAAGUCCGGAGCUUACAGUCAGUAGCUGACAUAGUGGAACAGCGAGGCAAGUCACUGCAAGGUGCGAGGGAGAUUGUGAAGCGCUGCACUCAGCUCGUGCCGCACCAGCGUCGCUACGCCCAGGAGCUAGAUGAGGAACAGGAGAGGGAGCUCGAGCAGGAGAUAGAGGAAGAACGCGAGCGGGAACUCCCACCGCCGAAGAAGCCCGUAAAGGAAUUCCUCUUGCCGUACUUGAAGAUAAUGGCUGUACAUGGCAGGUUGGUGAGUCAGCUCGGCCAUAACGAUCUCACUCCAGUUUGGCGUUGCUUUGAAGGGACGCAGCUUCCACUCACUAAGUUCCAAUCGGCAGUGAGCAGCAGGCUGUGGAACUGCAAUGCACACCUACAUGCAACACAUUCGUUUCGUAGAACCGUUGAAGAUGCAGAUGUGCUGAGCAACAUGGAUGACUUCCUCAGACCAGUGGAGUGGGUCCUGCUGGUCAAUCACCCGGAGAGCGCUACAAUCAUACUGAUCAGCCCAUUUCAGGCCAACGAGCUUUCCAAGAUUCACCGAAAAAAUCCUGGCAACUGGAGCAGAUCGUCAUCUCUGUUGAUGUACGCUAGUCUGGGAAACAAGAUGCAAUCAAUCAUGUCCGAUUGGCGGUGUACGUUGGCUGGUGAAGCACUUUCUCCGCUGCCACGACUACCAGUGUCGCAACGAAGACUGUUUGGAGAGAUCCUCUGCUUCUCUGGUGGACUGUUCUUGGGACGAGAUCGUGCGGAGAUGCUGGCCAACAUGUCCGCCAUUGCCGACGUGUUUAGUUUAUCUCCUGCACCUGACAGUGGCAGCAAAGAGACCGUCAGACAUAUCAAGAGUGAGCGCAAGCUUGGUGGUGAUGUUGUCGACCCGCUGGAGUUCCUACGCCACGUCAUGUCGGCACUGCGCUCGGCCGAGAGCCUGGAGCGCAGUGAAAUGGGAAUGCUGGUGCUGCGCUCCGCCUGGCCAGCCCUGCCAGAGAUAGACCUAUGCCGCCAGAGCCUCCGCUAGCAUCCUGUGCAGCUGUUCUGAACGGGAGUUCGUGGAGAAUCACCCUGUCAUCAACUGUUCUGCUUGCUGCCCUGCUUGCGGGACACGCCAGGGCAGUGUGUCUGCAGGGUAACAUGAGGUACAGUCACCGUUGUCCCAUUCUUGCCCACAUCAGUUCUGUCAAAAUGAUCAGUUUUGAUUGUGUUACUGCAUACUGGCCUGCACAAUUCAGCAUCCAUCACAUACCGUUCAGAGUGUGGCGAUGUCUACGAGUACGUCUAUGCAAAUACUCUCUUGCCACCGACAUGCACAAUGUCUAUCGUAACUUUUAAUCGUUCUUCGCAGUUUCGAUUUGUAUUGCUUGUGCUCUUUGGAAUUUAUCUUGCCCAUUGUUUGCUUCAUGAGGCCUGUAUCUGCUGUCUUUUCUUUUUUAAAGAUUUUGCUGACAAUUGCAAGUCUACCUUUCUCCAAAUUGUCCUACCCCCCCCCCCCCACCCGGAACGCCGGCACCACUGCCAUUCCUGCGGCUCCUACUUGUGUGUACAUUAACUGGCAUCCAAUGGAUCACUACCUCUCCUCCCCACCCCCCCCCCCCCCCCCACACACACACAGCAACCGACAUGUAUACUUGCGCACAAGCAAGUAGUUAGUCGACAUGCCAGCCUAUCCCACCCUGACUGAGUAUGCUCACAAACCUACAUGUAUGCACGUACCCCCCUUUCCCCCCUCUCCCCCCAUGAUGCAUGUACACACACAUACACAUACACACACACACACACACACACGCACACCUCAGACAUGCCCAUCGCGGAAGCGAUGAUAGCGAACAGCUAUGUUAGAGAUAGCAACUUGUGCUGGGAUUACACCAUUCAACAGCUUGCAAGGCUGAUGAAUAGACCGCCACUAUUUUUAGCCUGGUAUCCACCACACAGCUGUUUGAAGUGACUUUUUCUGGAUAUGCACACACACACGCACACACACACACACACACACACACACACACACACACACACACACACACACACACACACACACACAUACACACACACCACCGUGCAUAUAGUGGUUGCCCUACUAGCAUUCUUACCAAUGUCAGAUGCCAGCAGCGGUUGCACAACUACACAUUGCUGUUGAAGAUCUCACCCGCAGUUUUCUCUUGCCAACACACCCUCAACUAGUGAUCUACAUAAUAUCAUUAUCUUGGCCGUUGUGUAUUAUCCAUGAGGUCAUUGUGUAUUAUCCAUGAGGUCAUUGUGUGCACAUGCAUGUUUCAUUUCUACAUUAUCUUGUUUUCGUUCAACUCGAGUGCUGUUCUGCAUUCCCUCUCAUUACUGUGUGCAUGGCCAUCCACUGAUUUCGCUUUCUAGCCCACGUUAUGAACUCAUGCUAUACAUGCCCUGCGCGCCUUGCCGCGGUGCCCUGGCACUUGCACUGUAGCUCAUUUUGAGUCUUUUGACAUCCUGGCAGUCUGGUGUAGGUCUUUUUAAUUUUAUCAAUUUACGUUGUGCUUUCAGUAAAUUCAGCUCUCUCAGUGACAACCUCUUA
This is a messenger RNA of Sycon ciliatum, 14784 nucleotides long. RefSeq lists its product as uncharacterized. Gene Ontology annotation, biological process: protein deubiquitination involved in ubiquitin-dependent protein catabolic process. The transcript is spliced from 5 exons. Gene Ontology annotation, molecular function: cysteine-type deubiquitinase activity; K63-linked polyubiquitin modification-dependent protein binding. NCBI's taxonomy places the organism in Eukaryota, Metazoa, Porifera, Calcarea, Leucosolenida, Sycettidae. Gene Ontology annotation, cellular component: nucleus; cytoplasm. The coding region runs from base 2524 to 13260 and encodes 3578 amino acids. The record is from RefSeq and is a predicted model, not a curated record.